AAGGGAUUAGAGAGCGAGAGAGAGAGAGAGAGAGAGAGCUGGAAGUUAAACUGUGCUGCAUAUUAAAAAAAAAAAAAAUGGGCGGAUUGGUCUCUAGCUGAGAGCUUGGUACCACCUUCCUUUCUAAAAUAAAAUCUGCCUGGCAUGAAGUCACAGCCUAUUUCACAUCCGGUUUACCCCGGGACGUACUACUACUGUCUUGGUAAAGAGCAACGCUUUUUGUUGUAGAGCUGCGAUCUGGAUCCCCGGGAAAGGGAAUUUGGGUGUUGGAAAUCGGAGAGCAAAGCGGCGGCGGCAGCAGCAACAGCGGCGGCGGCGGCGGCAGCGGCGGCGGCAGAGUCCAUGAUGGCUGAGAGCGCCUAAAUGAGUGAGCCGAGCAGCCGGUUCUUCGCGGCUCCCAGGCGCCCUCUCCCCUGCCAGCAGCAGCAGCCGCGGCAUCUUGGGCGAUUCUCCCAGGCGAUUCUCCCGGACUUUGCCAGCACCUCGGUGGGGUCUCCAGCUGAACACCUGUAAUCUACCAUGAAGAGGAUGCACCUUCUCUGUGACCGCCUUUGGGCCUGGGUUCUCCUUAUGAGCACACUAACUGGACAAAGCUAUGGACAGUCAACUUCCUUACAAGAUGAAAUUAAGGACAACACAACAAUAUUCACUCGAAUUCUGGACCGCUUGCUUGAUGGUUACGAUAACCGCCUGAGACCUGGAUUGGGAGAGCGUGUAACUGCAGUGAAGACCGACAUCUUCGUCACCAGCUUUGGGCCUGUUUCAGACCAUGAUAUGGAAUACACAAUAGAUGUAUUUUUCCGGCAAAGCUGGAGGGAUGAAAGACUGAAGUUCAAAGGACCCAUGCAAGUCCUCCGACUUAAUAAUUUAAUGGCCAGCAAAAUAUGGACACCAGAUACUUUUUUCCACAAUGGAAAGAAAUCAGUAGCUCACAACAUGACUAUGCCUAACAAACUCUUGCGAAUUACGGAAGAUGGGACACUGCUCUAUACAAUGAGACUCACAGUGAGAGCAGAAUGUCCAAUGCAUUUAGAAGACUUUCCCAUGGAUGCACAUGCUUGCCCUUUGAAAUUUGGAAGCUAUGCUUAUACGAAAUCAGAGGUGAUGUACGAAUGGACACGGGAACCAGCAAGGUCUGUUGUAGUAGCUGAAGAUGGCUCUCGGUUGAAUCAAUAUGAUCUCAUGGGACAAACCGUAGAUUCUGGAAUUGUGCAGUCCAGUACAGGAGAGUAUGUUGUGAUGAUGACCCAUUUCCAUUUGAAGAGAAAGAUUGGUUACUUUGUCAUUCAAACAUACCUGCCCUGCAUCAUGACAGUGAUUCUAUCCCAGGUAUCCUUUUGGCUCAACAGAGAAUCUGUUCCAGCAAGAACUGUCUUUGGAGUGACAACUGUGCUGACAAUGACCACCCUGAGCAUCAGUGCACGGAAUUCUCUCCCCAAGGUGGCUUACGCCACUGCUAUGGAUUGGUUCAUAGCCGUGUGUUAUGCGUUUGUUUUCUCGGCACUGAUUGAAUUUGCAACAGUGAACUACUUUACAAAGAGAGGCUAUGCAUGGGAUGGCAAGAGUGUUGUUCCCGAAAAGCCAAAGAAAGUAAAGGAUCCUCUGAUUAUGAAAAACAACUCGUUCACAGCACCAGCGACAGCAACUAGCUUCACCCCUAAUAUCGCAAGGGACCCUGGACUAGCUACCAUUGCUAAAAGCGCAACAAUAGAGCCAAAAGAUGUCAAAUCUGACGCAGCAAAACCUCCAGAACCCAAGAAAACUUUUAACAGCGUCAGCAAAAUUGACCGACUAUCAAGAAUAGCAUUCCCAUUGCUUUUUGGGAUUUUUAAUUUAGUGUAUUGGGCUACCUAUUUAAAUAGAGAGCCCCAGCUUAAAGACCAAAACCCUCCUCCUCACUAACCCCAUUAACCAUAUAUAUAGUUUGUUCAGUCUCUUUUGCACUGGGGAUUGUCUUAUUAAUAUUAUUAUUUUUGGUUUUAAACACACAGCAAUUCCCAUUUGCUUCAUUGCCUCUGUCUUAAAAGAAAUUGAGAUUUCCUUAUUUUAUGAAGUAAAAGUAUAUUAUAUAUAUAUAUAUAAAUAUAUAAUAGAAAAGAUAUUAAUUCUGUACUCUAGGGCUGUAACAAUGUGAUGUAGACACCUGAUUCUGAACCGUGAAUCUGAACAAGAGAGGGAAAUGUAAGAAAUCCAAAUCACUUGUAGAUAGCCUAUUGCUGAAUGUUCCCAUAACAGAUGCUGUACAUGUCAGAAGAGAAAUAUUUUUAUGCAAAAUGAUAGAAGGUAAAGUAGUCUUUAUAUAUGUUCAUGUUGCACAUAUGGUAUGGUAUUUUCCAUUUUUGGAGUGCUACUUAUUUUCAGUUCUUUUAUAGAAUAUAUACAUCUUUCCAAAGUGGUGGAUUCCAGAAAAUACAAUAUUUUUCCUAGAUUUAUUUUUCUUUCUUUCUUUGCCUAAAUUACCAACCACCAGUUUAAAAAGUAUAUAAUGUUAUUUACAUAAAAGGAAGCCUACUUACUAAUGGUACAGGUUAUCACAGAAUAGCACAUUUGAUUAACGAUGAUGAAUGCUUUAAUAUGCUCUCUCGCUGCAGUCUUAUUUUAAGCAUCAGAUUGUCACUUGACUUGAUAAUAUUGAAUCUAUUGCACAUUAAGUGCAGAGCUCUAAUUACUUCUAACGCGUUAGAGAAAUCGACUCUUGGAUUAUUUACAGGGUGAAUUUUUUGUUUUGGUUAGGUUUUUGUUUGUUAUAGGAAGAGGGAAAAAACAAGAACACAGUUUUGCAAGCUCUAGAAAAGUUGAAUGUAUUAUUUUAUAAAACCGUACAUUAAAAGCUUUAGAUUGAAAUAUAAGGAUAGGAGAAAGACAAAAUCUAUUAUUUCGAUAAUAUUUGUAAAUAUACAGCAUGAGAUUGUACAUUUUUUUACUUUUUUAUGUUCUUAAUAUAUUGUGUACGGUUCACCUCUCUAAGCUCUUAAUAUGUUAUAUUUUAAAAAGAAACAUAUUUAGAGCCUGCAGUUAAAAAAAAAAAAGGAGUCAGUGGCAUUUGAAAGAAAAUGAAAAGACUAAAUGUAAGAAAGAAAAAGAGGAGAGCUUGGAAUUAGUUCCAUUUGUAAAGUGGCUAUCUGUACAGUACUUGCAGGUUGAAGCUGUCAUCCAGUGUAUAUUAUUAGGCUAAGACUGGUAUGCUCAGGUAACGCGUGAAUACAAAAAAAAUGGAGUUAUAUUUGGUAGGAAAAUGGUAAAAUAUUUAAGACAAAAAUCAUCUGUAUAUUAUUGCUAUAUUUGCUGAUACAUAACUGUUAAUUAUAAGUGAUGUAAUAUAUGUAGCAUUAAAUACAGAAAAAAACAUACACAAAAGAAUGUACAGGAAAAUACAUUUUAUUGAGUAAACUUAUUACAUUUCAUUUUUACUGUAGCAAUAUAUUUGUAGGAACAAUAUGUAAGGGCUUUAAAUACAAGAUGUCCAUUUUGCAAGUUAUUAGUAUUCCCUUCAAAAAAAUAAUUCUAGCCAGUUUCAUUUCUGAUGAGAAUUUAUUUUAAGAGGGGAGAGUCAAAUUUCAGAGACGGAUAUUUUCAAAAUGUUGGAGACACUGAUGGGAUUUUGGAAGCAUUUAACGCAGUGGUUCAGAAUCCAUAACACAUGGUAGUGAAUGCAUUUUAAAAAAACAAUGCUACAUGGACCUUCAAUCAAAAUAGCUAAUAAGAUAGUCAGUUUGAUAUCUAUACAUGUUACAGGCAAUGUUUUAUAUACUCUUUCUCAAUAAAUCAAGAGGUUGCUGCUCACUUAGUAUCUACAAAAUGAAAUAGUUAACUUUUUCUUUAGAAAAGGAGACUUUUUUUAAACAAAAAAACUAAUGCUUCAUUGUCUACCAUUUAGUCCUGUCUAAACUUGAUGAGCGAAUUUGAUUGGAGCUUGCUAAAGGAGGAUGUGUAAUCUUCUGGUAUUAUGUGUAGAUAUAUGUAUAGAAAAUAAAAUAAAAUAAAAUAAAAUACGACUCUUUAACUUC
Podarcis raffonei (Aeolian wall lizard) is the source of this 4007-nucleotide messenger RNA. It is a transcript of the gene GABRA1, whose product is annotated as gamma-aminobutyric acid type A receptor subunit alpha1. The transcript has 10 exons. Gene Ontology annotation, molecular function: inhibitory extracellular ligand-gated monoatomic ion channel activity; GABA-A receptor activity; transmitter-gated monoatomic ion channel activity involved in regulation of postsynaptic membrane potential. Gene Ontology annotation, cellular component: GABA-A receptor complex; neuron projection; synapse. The record is from RefSeq and is a predicted model, not a curated record. NCBI's taxonomy places the organism in Eukaryota, Metazoa, Chordata, Lepidosauria, Squamata, Lacertidae. Gene Ontology annotation, biological process: nervous system process; monoatomic ion transmembrane transport; signal transduction. Bases 520 to 1902 code for a protein of 460 amino acids.